This is a messenger RNA of Moneuplotes crassus, 3040 nucleotides long. The record is from the annotation of a GenBank genome assembly. NCBI's taxonomy places the organism in Eukaryota, Ciliophora, Spirotrichea, Euplotida, Euplotidae.
AUAUAAUGGAACUAGCAAGCUCAUCGAAUGAGCUGGACACUCUCAUCAAAGGAGUUCCUAUCCAAUGCCUUGUGCGUAUCAAGCCAAGCAUUGGAUACCAAAAGGAAGACAUCCGAAUUGAUGGGAAUAGAGUCAGCAUCUUAGACGUCAACAAUAGAGUUAAAGAAGAAUUUGAUUGUAAUGAAAUCUAUACUCCAGAACAAACAAUGAGUCAGAUCUUUGAUACCUCCUUCGGCCCCUACCUAAGAGCCUUUACUGAAGGAGUCAAUGUUUCUGUCUUCACAUUUGGGUCAACUGGGAGUGGUAAAACUCAUGCGUUAGAAGGUAAUCAGACAGACCCAGGAAUAAUAUCAUUGAUUGCUGAUAACGCCUUCACUAUUCUCGAAGAUAAGAGAUAUAGACAAAGUGGAGCACAUCCUGAUGCUAGUGGAACAAACUUCUCUUUCUCUAUUAAAGCUAGAUUUGUAGAGAUUGUUGAUGAAGAAGUCUUUGAUUUACUACAACCAACUGGUGCAUAUGGGCAUCAUACACUAAAUGUUGUAAUGAAUGAGUGGGAGGGCCCAACUGUUAACGGAGUACCUUGGAUUCCAAUGUCAAACCAACAUCAAAUAGCAGAUUACUUUGUGAGCGGAUGUAAGAAUAGAACAACAAGAUCGAAUGAGUUCGGUAAAUUAUCUGAUAAAGCAACUGCAAUUUUUUCAAUGGAGAUCACCCAAGUUACUGAAAAUCCUUCUUCAAAUGAUACGAAUGUUUCAGUUUCUAAAAUUCAUAUCAUCGAUCUCCCUGGAUGUGAAGUUCUUACUGAAGACCCAGAAGCCUUAAGACUAAGAGAAGGAACUUCUCUGAACAAGUCAAUGCUUGCCUUAAAUACUCUGAUGACAGAUUUAUCUAAAAACAGGACUGGUGAUUUCAUUUAUUAUGACGGCUCUGUUGUAACUCAACUUCUUAAAGAUACUUUUGGAGGAAACUCUAUCACUAUAGGGCUCUUCAACUUACAGUAUGGAGAUCCGAUAGGUUCACAAGUGACCUUACGUAGCUUUAGAAAAUGCCAAGCAAUUUCAAAUUUCCCAACCAUUAACGAUCAACGUGUGCUCGGAAUACUUAGAAAGUACCGAAUUGAGCUGAUCCAGCUGCAAAACCAGGUGAACAUGCUUCCUGGAGAUAACGCAGAUAACUACAACCUCAAGAUUGCAGAGCUUGAAAAGAAACUUAUCGAAGAGAAUCUUGAGAAAAUGAAAAUGGCAGAUGAAAAAUCUAGACUUGUCAGUAAAAUGCAAGAAAUGAAACUAAAAUUUUAAUGAUAUUGUCAAAUCAAAGGCAGAUCUUCAAGGAGAGUUAAUCAAAUCUGAAGAAGAGAAAUUAAAGGUCUCAAAAGCACUAGUAGAGCUUCAGAUUGAAAACACUAAGCUUCAAGAGAUCAUCCAAAACGAAAAAUUUGACAAUAAUUCGAAACUUCUUCAUGCAGAGAAUGAUGUACUUGAGUCUAAUAUUAAAGAAGAAAGAGCUGCUGAAGCUAUCCAAGAUCUCCAAGAUAAACUAAGAGAUUCCUUAGACGAAAAGAGAGAAAUCGAAAUUGAAUUUGUUGCUCUCAAAAAGAACUUCAUCAACCUCCAAACUGAAGUUGAUUCUGAAAAAGCAAAGAACGAUAAUCUUGGUCUCGAGCUCAUUAAUCUUGUGAAUGAGAAUAAAGCUCUCCAAGAUGAUUCUAAUAAGGUCAAUCUUAAGCAAAGUGAUAUCUCUACUGAGCAUCAUAAACUCUUGAGGAAGGUAGAAAAACUCGAAAGCGAUCUGUACGACAAGAGAGAAGCCUUAGUAGUCGCCCAAGGAGAAAUCGAAAGACUUAAGAGUGAACUUGUAAGAGCGGAUAUCGCUGGCCAACAGAACCAACAAGACUAUGAAAACAGAAAAAUGGAGUUAGAAAAAGAGUUCAUCCAGAUGAGCAAGCAAAACCUUCACGAAAUGGAUUCUAUAAAGGUCGAAGAUAAAAACUAUGCCAAGAAAAAUGCUCUAGAAAAAGAACUCUGGGAUGGAGAAAGAAUUGACUACCAGAAGAAAAUCAAGCAACUUAAUAGAAAGAUUGAGGAGUUAACUGAUGAUCUCAGACUCCUUGAAGAACAAAACAUUGAGUUAAAGAGCGACAAGAACAGACUGACCCUUCAAGUUGAAGAAAUGAGGUCUGCAUUUAGAAACAAGUUGACUAAAUAUAUGAAUGAAAAUAAUCCAGAUUCUUCCGCUACAACCUGGAAAGCAAAAGAAGAGCUGAUCAGAUCCUACACUGAAAAAGAGGUUGAGUUAUCUCAGAGACUGGAUAAAGAAUCAAAGAGAAUUGAUGAGAAAUACAAACAAUUAAGAGCUUUAAAGAAUUAUGCUCGGUCACUGAAGUACUUAGCUGAGGACUGGGCUCCAAUAGGGCAACCCUUACCAGAAGUAUUAACUCUUCCUCCACCAGUGAUCUUAGAUGAUGAGGAUGAUAAUGAAUUUGUGAAGCAGCAACAAUCAGAAAUUGAUAGACUAAAACUUAAAAAUAGAAAUCUUGAAGAUGAAGUAAGAAAAGCUGGAGAUACUAGUGCGAAAAUGAAGCAUUUACCUGCUUCUCACGAAUCUGGUGGAGCAAUGCAAGCACAAAUUUUAAGAGAAUUAGAAUUCUUAAAAGGAAAUCCAGAUGUUCUCAAGAAGCCAGGAACAGCCUCGAUUGAAGUUGAAAAGCUAAGAAAAGAAAGAGAUAAUCUUUAUAAAGAAAAUUUGAAGCUUCAGAACUUCAUAGGCAAAGAAUCAGGAGGUCCUCAAUCUGGAAAUGUAAAAUACAUGAAAACAAAAAUCUUCCACUUGGAGAAAGAGCUAGGCAAACUCGAGAGAGAAAGGUCAGAGUUGUUAGCUAGAGCUACAAAUGCUGAAACACAGCUGAAAACCCUUCAGGAGCAUCUCUCUACAAGCACUCAUUCAUAUCAGAGAAAGAUAUUUGAUUUGAAGAAAAUACUAAAAUCUAAAGGAAUAGAUGUCAGCGGAAUAUAAUCAUCAAAGAAAUAAUUUCAAUAGCUUG